Candidula unifasciata is the source of this 536-nucleotide messenger RNA. The record is from the annotation of a GenBank genome assembly. Lineage: Eukaryota; Metazoa; Mollusca; Gastropoda; Stylommatophora; Geomitridae.
CUUCAUUACCAGUUCAUUUUGAGAUAUCAACAAGUGUUAUAGACUUCCACCCUUCUUGCAACACCGGAGUUGUGUAUAUCGUAGAAGCAGAUGUCAUCGGGGGAACGUACAAGCGGAAUGUGGCAAGGCUGAGAAAGGCCAACAAUGUGCGAGGCAUUGUACUUGUUGAGAAGACCAUCACCACAUCUCAGUAUUAUUACGAUGUUCAAAAGUUUUGUGUCAGCGACCUUGGACUUAGUGUGGUUCCUAUUGCUGACCACAAGGAGGCUGCAGAUUUCCUGAUACAGAUGGUGCACGUGGAGAGCAGACUGGACAGUAACCCAUUUCUGAAACCUGUUCCUGCCCCCUCGGCCGAUGUUGCCGUGAUGUCAGUACUGACCACCUGUCCAGGUGUGGGGGAAACCAAGGCUCUGGCAUUGUUGGACAACUUUCCUAGUCUUGAAUGCUUGUCUAAAGCUACCUUAGAAGAACUGGCGGCUGUCGUAGGAAAAGCUAGCGCAGGGAAACUGUAUGACUUUUUCCACAGAGUAACUUGA